Messenger RNA from Scomber scombrus (Atlantic mackerel), 2463 nucleotides. RefSeq names its product PDZ domain containing ring finger 4 (gene pdzrn4). Gene Ontology annotation, molecular function: protein binding. The record is from RefSeq and is a predicted model, not a curated record. Lineage: Eukaryota; Metazoa; Chordata; Actinopteri; Scombriformes; Scombridae. The transcript has 9 exons. Bases 1 to 2463 code for a protein of 820 amino acids.
AUGGGCUGCAAUUUGUGCACCUUGCAGAAACGGGAGGAACACUACAAACUGCUGUAUGAGAUUGCACAGGUGAACGCGCGCGACUUCUCCAAGGUCGAGCAUGAUGAGGCAGUGGUGGAGGCCAUCAGGCGAGACCCCAUUGUUGUCCAAGUUAUCAGGCGAACCCCCACCAGAGGCACGACUGCUGUUGCACAUAACUACAGUGGCACACCACAGGAGGUGUGUGUGGCGGACGUAUGCACGCAAACGGACAUCACCUUCGAGCACAUCAUGGCUUUGGCAAAGCUCCGGCCAGCAACCCCACCAGUCCCUGACAUCUGUCCCUUCCUUUUGUCUGACAGCUGUCAUUCUAUCCACACCAUGGAACAUGAAUUUUAUGAAUGUCCAGAGUACCUUUCCAAUACCCCUGCAGAAGUGGAGAGGACGGAAGAGUAUGAGUAUGAGGAGGUGGAGCUGUGUAGGCAGAACAGCCAGGAGAAGCUAGGCUUGACGCUUUGCUACAGGACCGAUGAUGAGGAGGACACCGCCAUCUAUGUCAGCCAGGUGGAGCCUAACAGCAUAGCAGCGAGAGAUGGACGCAUCAAACAGGGAGAUCGUAUUCUACAGAUAAAUGGCUGUGAAGUGCAAGACAGAGAGAAGGCUGUUGCCUUGUUGUCAAGUGAAGAUGCAAGGAGCAUUAUACUACUGGUGACACGGCCGGAAAUGCAGCUGGAGGAAGAGGUAUGGCUUGAUGAUGAACAACAGCAGCUUGUGGAGGAACUGAAGAUGGAGAUCCUGGAGGAGAGGAGGAAGCAGAAGGAACAUAACUUUGACAGGAGCGAUGAGCAUCAAGUUGAUGAAGAGAUGACAACAGACACUGCUACCUGUUCAUCCAACAAUCAAGACAAAGAUAGUGGGUUUGGACGCAGUUCAGACAGUCCAGAGCACCAGCCCCUGCUGGCCAGACUACACAGGAGGAGUCCAGCACAUUGCCUUAGAGAACGAUGGCGGGCAGAUCAUCCACACAUGAGGAGAGGGGCUGUAAUGUCAGAGGACAUCCAGUGUCAAAGGACAUUGUCCAAAGGCCAUGGCAAUGAAGGUGUAGUGAGUAUUCGCAAUAGUGGUGGGAUCUUAGGUUUAGAGAAUCGCUUCCAGCAACUUCUGGAGCUCAAGUGUCAAAUCCGGAAUGGAGGCGAAUGUGGGGUGUACUCCAUUCGACACAGUAUAGAGUGUAGUGUUACAGAGCAGGGAGGAGGGGAUGGAGAUGGCAUAGAUGAUGUAGAAGGAGAAGGAGGAGUGGAGCAAGAGUUGAGGAUGCUAAAUGAGGAAUUGCGCAACAUUGAGCUGGAGUGCCAGAGCAUCAUGCAGGCCCAUCAGCUCCGCCAGACCCACCAGCUGGACCCCACACAGCCUGCAUCCUGUUCACCAGUACGGAGCCCCAAGGAAGGACACAGGCGGCACAGCAGGCUGGCCGACAUUCAUGAAUAUCCGGAGAGGUCAGACAGCGAUAAGUUCCGAGAAAAGGACAGCUCCAGUGCCUAUAACACAGCGGAGAGUGCACGGUCAACACCACUAGGUAUGGAGAGAUCUCCUGACCACUCACUGCAGAGACACAUCAGCAUCACCAACCAGAAAAACCUCAGACUGGCAUCAGCCACACCCUCCUGCCCCAUACCUAUCCCCAAGCCCCAGAGUACACCCAGCCGUGGCAGACCAGCAGACCCAGGCUCUGUUAUCUCCAGCAGCCCAGACCAGAGUAACCCUUCCCGGUCUGAGUCAGACCCUGCCCUGCCUGCAGACGAUGAGAGAUGUGAGAAAAAAGGGAGGACCAGAGAUUCAAGAAGAGGGCUUCCCUAUGCCUCCUCAUACCAAACAACCCCAUAUCAUGGCCAGGGAGGAUCCAGGCAACUUCAGAGCUACAUGCAGCUGCUACAACAGCACUCAUCCCUUGAGUAUUCCCAGAGCCAGCUGAGUCUGCUCAGUGUCUGUCGAGAUCCCAUCCGUAAUGGCCGCCCUGGGGAACCACGUCUAGAGUGGAAGGUCAAGGUUCGCGCUGACGGCACACGCUAUGUGGCCCGGAGGCCUGCUCGCGACCGCAUCCUGAGGGAGCGGGCACUAAGAAUUAGAGAAGAGAGAAGCGGAGGUAUGACUACAGAUGACGAUGCUAUGAGUGAGAUGAAGAUGGGCCGUUACUGGAGCAAAGAGGAGAGGAAGCAGCACUUGGCACGAGCCAGGGAGCAAAGGAAGAGGAGGGAGUUCAUGCAGAAGAGCCGUGUUGAGUGUCUCAAGGAGGGACCUGCCAGCGGAGCCGAGGGCAGGAAGGAGAUAAACAUUUUGGAGCUUAGUCACAAAAAGAUGAUGAAGAAACGUAACAAAAAGAUCCUGGACAACUGGAUGACCAUCCAGGAGUUGAUGAGCCAUGGGGCCAGAGUCCCUGAGGGCUCAAAAGUACAUAACGCCUUCCUUUCUGUCACAACUGUCUAG